This is a messenger RNA of Rotaria sordida, 336 nucleotides long. The record is from the annotation of a GenBank genome assembly. NCBI's taxonomy places the organism in Eukaryota, Metazoa, Rotifera, Eurotatoria, Philodinida, Philodinidae.
AUGAAACAAAAAUUCACAUUUAUGUCAACUAUAUCAUCAUCAGGUUACAUAUCGGAAACAAAAUUAGAUAUUAUUGCUUUUGCAAAUGGUAAUCCAGCAAAUAAAACAAAAGCAAAAUUAAGUAAAAACAAUCGAUAUUUAUUCGGUUCUGAUAUUGCUGAUUUAUUUACUAAACGACAUAAUUAUGAAUUACAACGUUGUUCACAAUUCUAUUCGUUGGCAAGUGUUUAUAAUGAAACAUUAACAAAAGACAAACAUCGAAUGAAAAUAAAAGAUAUGAAAAAAAUUUAUUCGACUGGACGAAAAUAUAUUUUACGAUUGUUUAUAUGUUCUUAA